Messenger RNA from Antechinus flavipes (yellow-footed antechinus), 4455 nucleotides. It is a transcript of the gene KCNK3, whose product is annotated as potassium two pore domain channel subfamily K member 3. The transcript is spliced from 2 exons. NCBI's taxonomy places the organism in Eukaryota, Metazoa, Chordata, Mammalia, Dasyuromorphia, Dasyuridae. Gene Ontology annotation, cellular component: membrane. The coding region runs from base 82 to 1242 and encodes 386 amino acids. The record is from RefSeq and is a predicted model, not a curated record. Gene Ontology annotation, biological process: potassium ion transmembrane transport; stabilization of membrane potential. Gene Ontology annotation, molecular function: open rectifier potassium channel activity; potassium ion leak channel activity.
GGUGGCGGCGGCAGCGGCGGCGGCUCCAGCCGGGGGAGUCCGGCGAGGCCAGGGCUCUGGGUCCGCUGCUCGGGCGGGACGAUGAAGCGGCAGAACGUGCGCACGCUGGCGCUGAUCGUCUGCACCUUCACCUACCUGCUGGUGGGCGCCGCUGUGUUCGACGCGCUCGAAUCGGAGCCCGAAACCACGGACCGACAGCGGCUGGAGCGAAAGCAGCAGGAGCUCCGGGCACGCUACAACCUCAGCCAGGGCGGCUACGAGGAGCUGGAACGCGUGGUCCUGCUGCUCAAGCCGCACAAGGCCGGCGUGCAGUGGCGCUUUGCGGGCUCCUUCUACUUCGCCAUCACCGUCAUCACUACCAUCGGCUAUGGCCACGCGGCCCCCAGCACGGAUGGGGGGAAGGUGUUCUGCAUGUUCUACGCGCUGCUGGGCAUCCCGCUCACGCUGGUUAUGUUCCAGAGCCUGGGGGAGCGCAUCAACACCUUUGUGAAGUACUUGCUGCACCGAGCCAAGAAGGGGCUGGGGAUGCGGCGCUCCGAUGUCUCCAUGGCCAACAUGGUCAUCAUCGGCUUCUUCUCCUGCAUCAGCACGCUGUGCAUCGGAGCGGCCGCCUUCUCCUACUACGAGCACUGGACCUUCUUCCAGGCCUAUUACUACUGCUUCAUCACCCUGACCACCAUUGGCUUCGGGGACUAUGUGGCCCUGCAGAAGGACCAGGCUCUGCAGACUCAGCCCCAGUACGUGGCCUUCAGCUUCGUGUACAUCCUCACCGGGCUGACGGUCAUCGGCGCCUUCCUCAACCUCGUGGUCCUACGCUUCAUGACCAUGAACGCAGAGGAUGAGAAGCGCGACGCCGAGCACCGGGCCCUCCUGACCCGCAACGGGCAGGCGGGAGGCAGCAUCCACACCACGGACACGGCGUCCUCCACCAUCGCCGGCAGCGGGGGCUUCCGCAACGUCUACGCCGAGGUUCUUCACUUCCAGUCCAUGUGCUCCUGCCUGUGGUACAAGAGUCGGGAGAAGCUCCAGUAUUCCAUCCCCAUGAUCAUCCCCCGGGACCUGUCCACCUCCGACACCUGCGUGGAGCAGAGCCAGUCGUCCCCCGGGGGCGGCCGCUAUGUCGACACCCCUUCCCACCGGUGCCUCUGCACAGCCCAGCGCUCGGCCAUCAGUUCCGUCUCCACUGGUCUGCACAGCCUGUCCACGUUCCGCGGCCUCAUGAAGCGCCGAAGCUCAGUGUGACCCGGGGCCGGUGGUGGGCCGGGCGAAGGGCCCAACCCGCCCCCACAGGCCGAGGAAGGGGGAGGGGGCAAGGGAGCAGUCGGAAAAAACGGACUCCAUAAAGUUUUGCUUCAAAUCACCUAUUAAAGAAAUAAGCUCCAUGUCUCUAUGUGGGCAGAGAGGCUGUGGGAUCUAUGCACCCAUAGUCCGGGUGGAUCUGCAGGCAUCGGCCCAGGGGUUUGCUUGCCCACCACUGGUCAGUGUAGGAGUAGGGGGCUUUUGGGCUUCUCCUAAGACCUCCAACUGUGCCUGCCCACCAACCUGCCCAGGGCCUAGGGCUUAUGCCUAGGGGCUUCUUGCAUCUGAGACCUUUCUAUAUUCUCUCCAUGCUCUGAAAAAUUCCAAGAAAUGUGAAACUUGGUGGGGGAUGGGAACCAGAAGGGGUCUAAGGGGAAACUUUCGCUAGCCUUGGAAAUUUGAGGAGCUGCGGGCCUGGCCCUUGAGGCUCAGCUGUUCCCAGAGGCCCAUCCACUCACCCCUCCCUCACCACCAUCCCUCUGGAAUGGGACUUCUCUGUGUUAAGUGUUUGUUUGCAUCUCUAUUUAUACCCCUCAGCAUUGGUGUCCUACAGUUGUCCUAUCUGUGAAGUUCUUCCUUCCCUCCUUGUCUGGGGCCAGGGACUUUUAGCUGCUCCCACAGUUGGCCCUGCUCCCUGUUAUCACCCCCCCAUCACCUCUCUCCUGCUCUGAGUCACAUCUUACAAUCUCCCCACCCCAGGUCUUGUUUUAUAUUGUUUUUGCAUGGCUUUGCAAAAAGGGAACGUUCAGCAGAGAGGAAGCAGAAAAGAGAGAUUGAGGAAAAAGGGAUAACUUCCAGUGCUUCUGUCUGAGACUCAAGCUGGAAUUUUCUGGUAAAAACUCAAUCAUAUUUCUCAUAGUGGAAGGGGCUAGUGUGUUUCCUUGGAGGUGAGGAUAGGUAGUAAUCCCCAUUUCAAUACCCUGCCUAUCCUUGUUGUCUCAGUUGACCAUUUCUCCUGAUUCUCUUUGCCUGCUCUCCUGCCCCAAAUGCAUACCUUCUACAUCUCCUUGUCACCAAGACAAUGUUGGAGCAAAAACCCAAAGAUGUCAUCCAUCUCCGGGGCCCUGGGACCUGAUCACUGCUACCCUUCAAAGAGCAGGCAGCUACUGGCCAGUCAGCAAGGCCUCCUGAGGACCUUCCCCAGGUCAGAGCAGCACCUCUGUAGGCAUGGGACUCUUGACUCUUCCACAUCUGAAGCUGCCUGUGGAUGGGGGAGCCCUUGGUGAGGGGACCUUAGUGUCUUCCAGCUAUUCUUGAGGUAGAACUUCUGAAAGAUCCCCAAACCUGCAAUCAAGAAAACAGGGGAGAGGGGAGAGCAGAGAACAACAGAAAAAUGAGUGGGGUCCACCUCGGCCCUCCUUUAUCAUUUCCUGAUUACUUUCCAUCCAAUUCUGAUCAAAUCAAAAUAGCUGAGAAGGUCGUGGCUGUGUCUGAAUGGGGACAUGGUACCACGCCAGGAGAUUUCUUGAUUUGGGAAAUCAGAGAUCUGGAACUAAAGCAUGGGUAGCAGUAGAAAGCUGAAAAGGAAGCAGAUUCAUCAUUCUGUUGAUGUAGCCUUGGUCUGGCAGGCAAGGUUUGGCUCUGCCUUUGCCUAGGUGGACACAUCUGCUCCCUUUAGGUACAGAAUAGAUGCCCGUCUGUCCAGUGACAGGGGAAGAAAAAUUCUUCAGUCUCAAAACAGGAAGGAGAGCUGCCAAACCGGAGGGGGCUGCGCUUCUCCUCAGCAUGCCGGGCUUCCCUGCUGCCUCCAAGUACUGCAGGCUUUUUCAGACAUAGUUGUCCCAAUCAGGAGCUUACCCUUAGAAUAGAACAAAUCUCAACAAAUGACAGCAGAGCUGUGUGGCAACUCAGGGCACCAGCAGGUAGGAGGAGACAGAGAUGGAGCAGCCAUGAUCCCAGGCACUCACAUCCAGGCACUCUAGAGCCACAUGCCUGCUGCUGACCCUCCCGUCCCACAGGCACUUGGGAUAAAUCUGUCACUGCCUGCCCGGCAGCCAGGCUUUGCUCUUCCCUUUCUUCUGCAGACACCCUGGAGCUGCGGGCUCCCCUUCUGCAUCCUCUCCUUCCUUCUGGUCACUUGACUGCCUCUCUGUCCCUAAUGUUUCAGCUCUUGGCUCCUGCGAUCAAGGCUUCCAGCCUGAGUGUGUGCCCUCACCAGCAUUCGCCUCUAUGGAAGUGUUAGGUGGGAUUUGCUCCAGGCUGUGAGCCAGUAGGAAUGACUGCGGGUCAGAGGCUGAGAAUUUAUUGCUCUCAAGUUUUUGACCUUACACUUUGGAGGAGGAUACUGGUCUGCUCGCUACUUAGCCUCCAUCAGAGCCCCAAGAAAAGGAAAAGAGAUCGAAGUAAGGCCUUAGCCCAGACAAUCUAGUACCAACAGGUGCCUCCAGGUGUGUAGGGAGUUAGGAGGAGAGUGUUAACUGGAAGGUGCACAUGAGCCCCUCGGCUCUCUCCCUGGGGAAGGAUGAAGCUUUUUUCCCACCCACAGGGGAGAGGGUCAAUCUCUGUAGUGACCAGGCUGGUCAAUCACAUGCCUGCAGAAGAAGCAAUAAUAAAUGGUGAGGAAAGGAUUGGGUGUCUGAGGGCUCCACAGGGAGAUGCCCUUCCUACCCAAGUACCCUUUCUUCCCCCCUCGCCUCAUCUGUGUUUCAGUAGGAUUGACUGUGUCCAUCCCCUGUGAGAUCCCCUGUCCCCCAGGUCCUUGGAAGUUGCCACUCCCCUGCAGCACAGCAGACAUGGGGAGCAUCCUGCUUUUCCAUCAGGAAGGAUCGGAUACAUAGGAGGGCAAAUUCAGGAAAAUGAUGGAGAAAAGAAAAAAAAAAUGGGAAGGGGAGCAAAGGUUUUCAACCAGAAAUGAAAGAGACAUGGAUAAGUGAUGGUGUCUGUCUUCUGUCCAUCUGCCCUCUCCUCCCCGCUCCAAACUCCUCUCUUUUUGCAGGUAGCCUCUCUGCUUCCCUGAUGCCUUAUCCCUGGGCACACUGCCAAUUAAAUAUGCAAUAUAUGUGGGAAAAUCCCCCCACCCUCAUCCCUAGUCCCUCCCCACCCCAGCCUCUGAAAUCACUGUCCUCCAGAGGACUGGAGACUCACAGAGGCAUCCCCUCAACCUAUCCAUCUUCACAUUAAGAAUGACAACUAAUAAAUUCUGUACAUUCAGACCAG